GUGAAUAGCAGAAGGAGGGAAGUGUUUGCAUACAUAGAGCUUGGCUGAAAGAUUCAAGUAGCAGGAAGGAGUGAUGCUGCUCAAUAUAAACCAGAGAAUAUUAAACAGGGUAAGAGCUGCUUUUUUGGCAUUUUCAUUUGGGAUUGCAGAAGGGAAGGGAAAGGCUUCUACCUGAAUCUCAUUAAUGAUGGAGCUAUGCAGGAGUUGUCUAACCAGAGGAUGCCGAUUCACUAAUGGAAACUUUGACUCCAAGGACAGUAGGCAGAAAUGACUCUGACUUUUCUGGGCAAUAAAGUUAUCAAAAUUGCAGUUUCAAAUGGAUGCUAAGAUAAAUUAUCUGAGGAAGAAACAGCUUGGAGGCACAUCCUUAAACCUUCUCAAAGAUCCUAAAGUAGAAUUCAAAGAGAUUUGGCUCAAGGGCAUAUUUGUUUUCACUUUUACAGAAGCACUGUGCCACUGAAAUUAUCUGGGGCAAAAACUGAACACAGAGGCUUGCUAAACUGGUACCAAGCCUUAACAUGGCAUGCUGAACAAAAUAGUUGCAUGACUUUGUCACCUGGAUGUUGUUGUUGUUUUCCUGCAAUGUACACAAACAGUUUUAGAAGACUUUUUAAGUCUGUAAAAGGAGCCCAUCCGAUUUCAGCAAUCCUUUCAACUGUCAGCUAUUCACAUUACAACCGUUCCAUGAAAGACCAUGCUCGGUGUGAAUUUUAUUUUGGCGGUCUGGACUGAUCUUGGUGGCAGAAGAGAGUGAAUUCCAUCAUUUCACAAUGAGCCUGCUGACAUUAACUCUAUUUAUCCUGGGGAAGCUGCUGGUACUGUUUGGUCUGGGUAUUCAAGUUAGCAUCUUAAGCAACGCUUCCACUUUCACAAGAUGCCCUGAAGUCUGCAUCUGUACCGCUGAUCUCCUGAGCUGUACCAGGAAAAACCUUCGGCAUGUCCCUGUCACAUUGCCUCCUACAGCUAUCACCUUGGACCUCAGCCACAAUGCUAUUGUUCAUCUUCAUGAUUAUUGCCUGACCACUUUACCACAUCUCGAAACCUUUAGGAUUAGCCACAACAAAAUCAAAAACAUCACUCAACGUGUGUUUCGCAAUGCUACCUACCUUCUGUAUCUGGAUAUGUCCUCCAACCAUCUGCAAACUGUGGAAAAAUACUACUUUGAAGACCUUGUGAACUUGAAAGAGCUUCUCCUUUACAAUAACAAGAUAGCACAAGUAGAUGAAAAGGCUUUCAUGACAUUAAUCAAUUUGCAAAAGAUCUACCUAAGUUGGAAUAGGCUAACAAAAUUUCCAUUUGAGUCUAUUCAAAAACUUGAACAUCCUUAUCUAAGGACGCUUGAUCUUUCUGCCAACAACCUAAGCAGCAUUCCUAUUCAAGUCAUAGCAACUUUGCCUACGUACAUUAAAAAUGGCUUAUAUUUUCACAACAACCCUGUGAAUUGUGACUGCUCUCUCCAGGAGAUGCUCCAGGAAUGGAAACAUCGCGGUUACAGUUCUGUGCGGGAUUUCAUAGAGGAGCAUACUUGUAAAGCCUACCCCAAUAUGCUCUCCUUAAUUAAGACCUUCAAUUACAAUAAAUAUUUUCAAAUUUGUUCUUGGAACCAAAGGAAAUUUGACAUUCCAGAAGUGCUGUGCAGAGUGGGAGAAUCCUUGGUAAUAGACUGUAACACAAGCCUUCAUGAAGACAAUACCACCACUUACAGGUGGAUCUCCCCACGCCAUGAAUUAUUCAUGUAUCCCGAGCACAGCGAUCAGACACAUCAACCUUUAAAAAAUGGAAGCUUAAAGAUCAUAAAUGCCAACCGGUCGUACUCAGGUGUUUAUGAGUGCAUAGCAAUUAGUGAUCUCCAAAAGAUCAAUGAAACAUAUGAAGUUAAUGUGACAGUCCACUACUCCAAAUUAGUGGAAUCUUUCAGUACUAGCCUCACAACCCUCCUAGGGUGUAUUGUAAGCUUGGUAUUAGUGAUGAUGUACCUCUACCUUACACCAUGUUGUUGCUCUAAGUGCUGCAGGAAGCCUACAAGUCCCCCUCAAGACUGCAGUGCCCAGUCCUCUAUUCUUAGUACAACUCCAUCGGUCACAGAUGUAACAAAUCGCAAGACCAGUUCAAACAAACAUGUUGUUUUUCUAGAGCCUAUCAAGGAGAAUCAGAAUGGCAAGGUCAAGCUGGCUGUCACUGAAGACUUUGAUGUGAACCCCCCCAAGCUCCUGAGACUUAAACUGAACUCAGAAUCAAUCGGUACAGCUUUUUCUAAUCCCGUCAUGUCACCAGCAGAUGCAUAGCAAACCAAUUGCAGAAAGCCUUUUUUAGUAGAUGGUUGCGAUGGAAAAAACAAACAAACAAACCCUAUUUUCAUCCUGGGAGGAAGAGAGAAGACAAGAUGAAGGAUUUCCUCACCACAAUCUAUAGAGGAUUUUAAAAAAAUGUUCCUUGGAUGGAGAAUGAUGAAUCUUAUAUCUUACGUUAUCUCCCCCCAUUAAUUCCUGUCCAAUUGCUCCAGUUCUCUUAGGCAUGGAAAUAAAAAGCAACUCCUUCUGAGCAAAGAAAGGUAUAAUUGCUUUCUGCACAUUCCAAAUGAUUGCCGCAUGCUUCGUUCUCAAGAUAAUAGAAUGUUCUAGAAGGUUAUCUUCUCCUCUUAGAAAACUGCUGUGGAAUAUAAACUUGUGUUGUGGCUUUGACUUUUAGAGAACAAAGUUUUUACUAUAUAACAAGGCUGUUUUCAUCUUUGCAGAAGACCCAAGUGCCUCAUAUAGCCACAUUGAGACCCUUUCUUACUUGCUCUGAAAUUGCUCUAACUAGCCACUGCUUCAAACAUCGAACAUUUGUCAACAGAAAUAUCCGAAUCCACUCUUUCUACCAUCUGCACUGCUUAAAAGAAGUUAGCAUAAAAACAAACUGAAGCAAUGUUCCCUUUAGAAAGGAAACAAGCACUGUCCCAGAUGACCAUACUUGGAUAUGUGCAGUUAGCCCAUAGCGAAUCUUAUGUAUAUUCCUGGCUACAGAAUUCUGCAUAAAUAACAAUUUAUGCCUGGGAAGUACCUGAACUUGGACUGUCUUGAACCUCUAGAGGAAAGCCUUUUCAAUGCUGUGGUUUCUAAGGACACUCUAGAUCUGACCCUUCAAGAAUCAAGCUUGAAAUACACAGAGAACCACCAUCAAAACUGCUUUCAGUCAACACCAGGCCCUAUGCAUGGGUUUCUGCAAGGAGAGCCAGAGAGGGCCAAAUGAUAACAUAUGUGAGGGGUCCUUUCUGAGCUGAGGGUUUUUUUUGGGGGGGGGGGGUUGGUUUUUUUUUGCAGAUGCUUCAUUACCCAAACUAGGUAACAUCAUCAGUGUUAUUAAGGAAUGGGUUAGUCAGUUUAUAUUCAUAGUGGCUCUCCCUGCAGGGUUAGUGGGGGUGGUCUUAGUGGUUCUUUGGUUGGGCUGUUUGCUUGAUUUGGGCAUUGUUUACUUACUAGUCUUAUUAGUCUUGGUGUUACUCUACACUCCUCUGGAUGUUGAUUGCUGGUAGAAAGGAAUUUUGGUCUUUUUCUUCCCUUUUUGGCUUGUUCACUCUUUCUUUUGCACAAUAUAAAGAUACAUGUUUAUAUCUAUGUGACUAUUCAUUGUCAAUCUGUCAGAGUGCACAGCUUCCAGAAAUUAUGUACCAUUUUUGGACUCGGCUUGGUUUAGGAUAGCCAGUUUUCCAGUUGAAACUAUGGUUAAGUCUGUCCAUGUGUUGUGAAAUGAAAUAUUUUUCAACAUGUCUUCUGAUGAUGCUAUCUAGUUUGUGUAAUGAAAUGUCUGAAAGAAAACAACUAAGCUCAGAAGGACCCUCAUUUUAGCCUUGACGUACAAAUAUCCUCCUUUAUUGAUAACAUAUGUAUUAUCAUUUCUGAUGGCACAAUUUGUUGUCAGGCAUCCUGAUGCAAAUGUAUAAUUGCAGCAUUUGUGUGAUUACAUCAUUACACAGGUGUCAAAUUUUGGCAUCACAGUUUGCUGUGUACAUUGCUGGCAUUACUAAUUAUAUGUAUAUAUAUAUAUAUAUAUAUUAGCCCUUAAUAAAAAAAAAGUGUGUGUUGGGGGGAGGGAGCUGAGCAGCUGACAUCAAAGUUCCCAGAUAAAGCACACUCUUUACUCAUUUAGCCUUUUCCUCGAAGUGGGGUAUACUUAACCCCCUUUCAAGAAAGAAAGAAAGAAAGAAAGCACAACACUCCAUUUCUUGAUCAAGCAGCACUACAGAGAACUAUCAAGGUCUUUCUGAAUUAGAAUAGCCAAGGUCUGUGGUUGUGUGUAUUAAAAGAUCCUUCUACAAGGGUACCCGUAGCAAGGCAACAGGUUGUAAAAUUCAGUUUUUAUAUUUUAUUCGGUGUACUUAUGCCUAUAGUGCAUUGUGGAAUUUGGAGCUGAAAUGGAUUUCUUAAAAUGUUCCUCCUAUAUAUAUGAAAAACCAGAACGUGUUU
Messenger RNA from Thamnophis elegans (Western terrestrial garter snake), 4445 nucleotides. It is a transcript of the gene AMIGO3, whose product is annotated as adhesion molecule with Ig like domain 3. The transcript is spliced from 2 exons. Lineage: Eukaryota; Metazoa; Chordata; Lepidosauria; Squamata; Natricidae. Gene Ontology annotation, biological process: brain development. The record is from RefSeq and is a predicted model, not a curated record. Gene Ontology annotation, molecular function: protein binding. Bases 771 to 2285 code for a protein of 504 amino acids.